AACAAAUUAGAGGUUGCAAGUUUCCGCAAAGCUUCAAACUUUCCAGUUAAUUUGCAGAAAAAUCAGUGAAAGUUUUCAUCUUUCCUAGAAAAAUUAGUGAAAGUUUUAAUCUUUCUCGGGAAAGUGAACCCAUUUUCCAGGGAAAAGCAUCAAAUUAAGGAACGGUUGCACAGAGAAUGUGAACAGCAGAAACGAUGUCGUUUUUGCCGAAGAAGAAGAAGGAGACGAGUCCAGUAUCGCCAUUGAACAGACGAAGAGCAAGCUGGUCAGAGCUUUGGGUUAACCAUCACACCCACCAUUUACUCUCUUCUCCUCCUCCUCCUCAAAUCCCCAAAUCCGAUUCCUGCCAAAAAACCGAUCUCACCCUCCUCUUGCCCGACCUCACCCUCCUCGCAAUCAUCUCCAAGGUCCCUUCACCUCACCGAAAGACUCUCUCUUUGGUCUGCCAGAGAUGGCUGAGACUCCACGGCGGGCUCGUACGGACGGUUAAGGUAUCCGAUUGGAGGUUCCUCGAGUCUGGUCGGCUCGUCACUAGGUUUCCUAAUCUGGACAACGUUGAUUUGGUAACUGUCGGAGGGUUAGUUUCGUUUACUGUUGGUGGUGUAGGGUCUUCUUAUUACCAAAGUCUGAGCUUUAUUGAAGAGGAGGAGAGACUCUCGCUGUCUGUUGAUGAGGUCGAUAGAGGGCUCAGAGCUCUCGCAUCCGGCUGCUCUAAUCUCAGGAGACUCGCGGUGGGGAACGCUAGCGAGUUAGGGUUGUUGAGCGUGGCUGAAGCGUGUACGAGGUUGCAAGAGCUUGAACUCCAUAAUUGUUCCGACAGUGUUUUGCUUGGAGUUGGCGCGUUUGAGAAUCUGCAGAUACUGAGAUUGGUUGGGAGCGGUUUGGUUUCGGAUAUCGGUUUGAUGAUCUUGGCUCAAGGGUGUAGGAGGCUUGUGAAGCUUGAGCUCGUUGGAUGCGGAGGAGGGUUUGAUGGGGUUAGAGAGAUAGGGGAGUGUUGUCAGAUGCUUGAGGAGUUUGCUGUUUGUGAUCAUAAGAUGGAAGCUGGUUGGGUUGGUGGUCUUGGGUAUUGUGAGAAUCUCAAGACUCUGAAGCUAGUUUCUUGUAAGAAGAUUGAUCAUGGUCUUGGUCUUGGUCUAGGUGAGUGUUUGAGUCGUUCUUGUCCUGCGUUGGAGAGGUUACACUUGGAGAAGUGUCAGUUGAGAGAUAAGAGUACAGUGAAGGAUUUGUUUAAGAUGUGUGAAGCAGCGAGAGAGGUUGUUUUUCAAGACUGUUGGGGAUUGGAUGAUGAUAUCUUCAACUUAGCAAUGGCUUUUGGAAGAGUGAAGCUUUUGUAUCUAGAAGGAUGCUCAUUGCUAACAACAUCAGGUCUAGAAUCAGUGAUUCUACAUUGGCAUGAGCUUGAACAUCUGAAAGUGGUUUCUUGCAAGAACGUGAAAGAUUCAGAGAUCUCUCCGUUGCUCUCAGCUUUGUUCUCUGACUUGGUAGAGUUGCAGUGGAGACCAGACACCAGAUCACAUCUCUGGUUGAACCUUACAGAUUCUGGAAUUGGGAAUAGAGGUGGAAAGUUUUUCAAGAAAACAUAGAAAGUUUUAUAUUUUUCCAACACUGUAAACUGUUUCUCUUGCAUACUUAUUUAGAAUCAUUCUUAAGUUUUUUUUUUU
Molecule: messenger RNA, 1661 nt
Organism: Raphanus sativus (radish)
Lineage: Eukaryota; Viridiplantae; Streptophyta; Magnoliopsida; Brassicales; Brassicaceae
Product: F-box protein At5g07670
Exons: 2
Coding region: 195-1583 (462 amino acids)
Biological process (GO): SCF-dependent proteasomal ubiquitin-dependent protein catabolic process
Cellular component (GO): SCF ubiquitin ligase complex
Source: RefSeq, a predicted model, not a curated record